Carcharodon carcharias (great white shark) is the source of this 2011-nucleotide messenger RNA. RefSeq names its product Cdc42 guanine nucleotide exchange factor (GEF) 9a (gene arhgef9a). The coding region runs from base 461 to 2011 and encodes 516 amino acids. NCBI's taxonomy places the organism in Eukaryota, Metazoa, Chordata, Chondrichthyes, Lamniformes, Lamnidae. Gene Ontology annotation, molecular function: protein binding; guanyl-nucleotide exchange factor activity. The transcript is spliced from 10 exons. The record is from RefSeq and is a predicted model, not a curated record.
CUGAGAUACUGCUCACGGGGCUGUUAUUCAGAAACUGGCACUCUCUCUUUCUUAUCUACAUAUAGAGUGACGUGUAAUCUCUGUCGAAUGGGUUUUUGCAAGGAAUUUAGUGCAAGUGAAGCACUUGAGACUGAUGCUGCAAUCAGCUGGAAUGGAAUGAAUUAGAAGGGGAAGAAGAAAUCUCAUCUGGCAUGGUGGAUCUGCUGGACAAUUUUAGUUCAGAGCCCAGGUUGACUUCACAGAGUCUGCCAGAUCCGCAUCUUGAGUACUACAGUCUCCUGCAUUGCACCAUGACCUUGGAUAUACAGACCAUUGUUGUAUUUGCCAUUAUCGUAGUGUUGGUGCUGGUGAAUGUGAUUUUAAUGUUCCUGCUCGGCACACGUUAAUGGAUGACUCUUGAGGUAUUGAGUGACACAGCGCUUCAGAGGGACAGCUACAGUAUGGCCCUGCAGUGAUAUGAAUGACGUUGCUGAUCAGUGGCGGUUACAUUGUCAGUGCUGAGGCAGUAUGGGAUCACGUCACAAUGGCCGACCGUGAGUUGGCAUUCAAAGCGGGGGACGUUAUUAAAGUCCUCGAUGCCUCUAAUAAGGAUUGGUGGUGGGGACAGAUCGAUGAUGAAGAAGGUUGGUUUCCGGCCAGUUUUGUGAGGCUUUGGGUGAACCAGGAAGACACUGUAGAUGAAGCCAGUAGUGAGAUUCAAAAUGGGCAUCUGGACCCAAACUCUGACUGCCUGUGCCUUGGCAGGAGUGUUCAGAACAGAGACCAGAUGAGGGCAAAUGUCAUCAAUGAAAUUAUGAGCACAGAACGACACUACAUCAAACAUCUGAAGGACAUCUGUGAGGGGUACCUUAGGCAAUGCAAGAAACGCAGGGACAUGUUCAGUGAUGAACAGCUGAAAGUCAUAUUUGGAAAUAUCGAAGACAUUUAUAGAUUUCAAAUGAGCUUCGUCAGAGACCUGGAGAAGCAGUACAACAAGGAAGAUCCUCAUCUGAGUGAAAUUGGGCCCUGCUUCUUGGAGCAUCAAGAUGGAUUUUGGAUUUAUUCUGAGUACUGUAAUAAUCACCUAGACGCAUGCAUGGAACUUUCCAAGCUGAUGAAGGAUGGCAGGUAUCAGCAUUUUUUUGAGGCCUGUCGACUCCUUCAGCAAAUGAUUGACAUUGCCAUCGACGGCUUUCUCCUCACUCCUGUGCAGAAGAUCUGCAAAUACCCACUACAGCUUGCAGAAUUACUCAAGUAUACAGCAUUGGAACAUAGUGAUUAUAGGUAUGUAGCUGCAGCUUUAGCAGUCAUGAGGAAUGUGACUCAACAAAUCAAUGAACGCAAAAGAAGACUGGAAAAUAUUGACAAGAUGGCUCAAUGGCAAGCUUCAGUCCUUGACUGGGAGGGUGAUGAUGUUCUGGACAGGAGCUCUGAGUUGAUCUAUUCUGGGGAAAUGACAUGGAUUUACCAGCCUUAUGGACGGAACCAGCAGAGGACAUUCUUCCUAUUUGACCAUCAAUUGGUGAUGUGUAAAAAGGAUUUAAUACGACGGGACAUACUUUACUACAAAUGCAGAAUUGAUAUGGACAAAUAUGAAAUAAAUGACAUUAUUGAUGGGAGAGAUGACGAAUUUAAUGUUAAUGCCAAGAAUGCCUUCAAACUUAAGAACAAGGAAACAGAGGAAGUGCACUUAUUCUGUGUAAAGAAGCCAGAGGAGAAGCAAAGAUGGUUGCGAGCACUUCACGAAGAGAGGAAAAUGGUUCAAGAAGAUGAAAAGAUAGGGUUUGAAAUCUCGGAGUAUCAGAAGAGACAAGCUGCAAUGACUGUAAGGAAAGUCAGCAAACAAAAAGGAGUGAGCUACACAAGGUCAUUACCUCCUUCAUACCCAGCACCCCCGGAUCCUGUCCAUCAGAGAAACUUCAUGCUCACUGAUGGCAUCCCUCAGGGGUCAAUGUAUGAACUAACGGAGCCCAAACGCAGCCAGUCUCCAUUCUGGCAGAACUUCAGUAGGUUAGCGCCAUUUAAAAAGUAA